Messenger RNA from Carica papaya (papaya), 1173 nucleotides. The record is from RefSeq and is a predicted model, not a curated record. Lineage: Eukaryota; Viridiplantae; Streptophyta; Magnoliopsida; Brassicales; Caricaceae.
UUGAAGUUUGAAAGCAAAGUUGCUUCAGGGUCAUAUGGCGAUCUGUAUAGAGGUACAUACUGCAGUCAGGAAGUUGCUAUUAAAAUCCUCAAGCCUGAGCGCAUAAACACCGAUAUGGAGAAAGAGUUUGCGCAGGAGGUUUUUAUUAUGAGGAAAGUUCGACACAAAAAUGUGGUACAAUUUAUAGGUGCAUGCACCAAACCGCCAAGUUUGUGUAUUGUGACAGAAUUUAUGUCUGGUGGAAGUGUCUACGACUACCUACAUAAACAGAAGGGUGUAUUCAAGCUUCCAUCCCUACUGAAAGUAGCAAUAGAUGUUUCCAAAGGGAUGAACUACUUGCACCAAAACAACAUAAUCCACCGGGAUUUGAAGGCUGCCAAUCUUCUAAUGGAUGAAAACGAAGUAGUUAAGGUUGCUGAUUUUGGGGUUGCUAGGGUGAAAGCUCAAUCUGGAGUUAUGACAGCUGAAACGGGAACGUACCGGUGGAUGGCACCAGAGGUUAUAGAACACAAGCCGUAUGAUCACAAGGCUGAUGUAUUCAGUUUUGGAAUUGUGUUAUGGGAGUUACUGACAGGAAAGCUUCCAUAUGAAUUCUUAACGCCAUUGCAAGCAGCAGUUGGAGUGGUUCAAAAGGGUCUCCGGCCUACAAUACCAAAGAAUACACAUCCAAAGCUUUCUGAGCUACUCGAGAAAUGCUGGCAGCAGGAUCCUGCUUUGAGACCUGAUUUUUCUGAAACCAUAGUGAUCCUACAGCAAAUUGCAAAAGAAGUUGGAGUUGAAAGUGAGGAUCGUCGAAAAGAGAGAUCCGGAGGAAUUUUUUCUGUCCUCAGAAGAGGCCACUCACUGAAGCGGGCAGAAUAGAAGAUAAAAGUGAUACCAUAUUCUUCAUAACUUGAGCAUAUUUUCGUUGAUACUGUACAGUAAUUACUUAAAAUGAUAAAGCCUUUUGAUUGCCUCAUUUGUCAGAAGCUUUUACUUAUAUGAUCUCUAAUUACUAAAUUUCUCUUUUGUGCGAUUCAUAUCAGUAAGUGAUGAUGAUGAUAUGAAUGGACCUUGUAAUGUAGGGUUUGCGGCCUUACAGUAACAAACAGUCAGAUUACUUGUUUUUAAUUGUUUCUUAUUGAUAUUUGAUAUGGUUAAUUCAAUACAUACGAGCAGCGUUUGGAUUCAGCA